Molecule: messenger RNA, 2237 nt
Organism: Hipposideros armiger (great roundleaf bat)
Lineage: Eukaryota; Metazoa; Chordata; Mammalia; Chiroptera; Hipposideridae
Gene: ZDHHC1
Product: zDHHC palmitoyltransferase 1
Exons: 11
Coding region: 487-2142 (551 amino acids)
Biological process (GO): protein targeting to membrane; peptidyl-L-cysteine S-palmitoylation
Cellular component (GO): endoplasmic reticulum; Golgi apparatus
Molecular function (GO): protein-cysteine S-palmitoyltransferase activity
Source: RefSeq, a predicted model, not a curated record
UUGCCCUUAAGGGAAGCUGGCAUAACAGGGGGCAGACACUGGGAUGGCAGAAAUGUUCCAAAUGGCAAAGUGCCUUGCCCAGUAAAGACUGAACGUGAGGGCCCCAACUCCACGUGGGGUACCCCUGGAUGAGGAGAUGCUUGCAGUGGGCUCUGAAGGUCAAGUCACAUUUUGUUGGGCUGAGAAGUGAGGAAGGCAUUCCAGGCAGAUGUCCCAAGGCGGGUCUCCCAUACGCUUUGGCUUAGUCAGACUCCCUGGCCCAUGGGCAUGGGCUCCUGAUAGGAGAGUCCAGCUGCCAGGGUUUUGUCCCCAGCUCCUGGCCUUCCCACCAAGAGCUCCAGGUUGGCCUGUCUCCCCAAGUAUGGUACUGCCUGCCCAGGCCGUAGUCUCACCACAGGCCCAGAAGAUGCUGGGAGUGGGGCUCUUCUUCCUGUAAUGUCUCCCUGUAUGUAACUUGGGCCACUGGGCCAGCUCUUGGGCUUAAGAAUGGCGGAGGUAGGGGACUGCUGCCAUCUGGUGGUUGACUCUGGCUCCCUCAAGUCAGUCAGAGAGCAUCAGCCCACCUUUUUGUUCUCAGUGCACCAGACCCAGAUUUUACUUCGAGAAACACAGUCAUUUCUGCUGCUGGAGGGAACCAAAGAGAUGAACAUCUGCAACAAGCCCUCCAACAAGACAGCCCCUGAGAAGAAUGUGUGGACAGCACCCACGCAGGCCAGCGGACCCUCCCCAGAGUUGCAGGGCCAGCGGUCUCGCCGGAAUGGGUGGAGCUGGCCCCCUCACCCGCUCCAGAUUGUGGCCUGGCUGCUGUACCUCUUCUUUGCUGUGAUUGGCUUUGGGGUCCUUGUUCCCCUCCUGCCUCACCACUGGGUGCCUGCUGGCUAUGCUUGCAUGGGCGCCAUCUUUGCUGGCCACCUCGUGGUGCACCUGACUGCUGUCUCCAUCGAUCCAGCAGAUGCCAAUGUGCGGGACAAGAGCUAUGCAGGGCCCCUGCCCAUCUUCAACCGCAGCCAACAUGCACAUGUCAUUGAAGACCUGCACUGCAACUUGUGCGACGUGGAUGUGAGCGCUCGCUCCAAGCACUGUAGUGCCUGUAACAAGUGCGUGUGCGGCUUCGACCACCACUGCAAGUGGCUCAACAACUGCGUGGGCGAGAGGAACUACCGGCUCUUUCUACACAGUGUGGCAUCUGCUUUACUGGGUGUCCUGCUCCUCGUGCUGGUGGCCACUUAUGUCUUCGUGGAGUUCUUUGUCAACCCCAUGCGGCUGCGCACCAACCACCACUUUGAAGUCCUGAAGAAUCACACAGAUGUAUGGUUUGUGUUCCUGCCUGCUGCCCCUGUGGAGACACAGGCUCCUGCUAUCUUGGCCCUGGCUGCCCUACUCAUCCUUCUGGGCCUGCUCUCCACAGCCCUGCUCGGCCACCUACUCUGCUUCCACAUUUAUCUCAGGCCCCCUUUCCACUGCACUGAACCUUCUCUCACCCCCUCAGUGUGGCACAAGCUCACUACCUAUGAGUACAUCGUGCAGCAUCGUCCGCCACAGGAGGCAAAGGGGGCCCACAGGCAGCUUGAAUCGUGUCCCCCCAAGAUGCGGCCCAUUCAGGAGAUGGAGUUCUACAUGCGGACCUUCAGCCAUGUGCGCCCAGAGCCCCCUGGCCAGGCCAGGCCUGCUGCAGUGAAUGCCAAUCCCUCCGGGUUCCUUGCCACUGGCGGCCAAGUGGAGCCUCCAGCGCCCUCCUCCCCAGAGACUCUCGCUCUGCCCCCUGGGAUCCGACCCCAGAAAAAGAGGAAGCGGCGCGUGUAUAAGGUGCCCACCUCUGGGACCUUGGACCUUGAGGCCCCGCUGCCCAGGCUGCCCGCAGGACCCCGGGCCCCAGGCUGCGGCUCCAGCUCGUCGGAUUCCGCAGGCUCCAGUCCCGUUCACGCCGCUGGCCCUGCAGGCGCCUACCACUCGGCAUCAGCCGAGUCCAUGGACGAGAUCCCUGUGGCUCAGACACGCCUGGGCAGCGCCGCUCUGGCCUCCCCCGGGGGCAGGGGCCCAGAGCUCGGGCUGGCGCUGCAGGCUCGUGUGCCCGCCGUUUUCGUGAGCCCGAGCAGCGGCGAGCCCGGGGCGCGAGGCGGCCUGGAGGCCGAUCUGGCUUAGCUGGCCGAGGCAGAAGGACCUUGGAGGAGCGGCCGGCCCGACUCUCUAUGCAACAAAUACCCCCACCCUCGCGGACCGAAUGCACUUUAGGAGCC